AUGGCCAACAAGACUUACAAGCUCAACACCGGCCAAGAAAUCCCGGCUAUCGGCCUUGGGACUUGGCAAUCCCCUCCUGGCGAGGUCCGCAAAGCAGUCUACGUUGCGCUUGAGGCUGGAUAUCGGCUGAUCGAUUGUGCUUAUUGCUAUGCCAACGAGGAUGAGGUCGGGCAAGGGUUGGCGGACGCAUUCAAGGCCGGUAUUGUUAAGCGAGAGGAUAUCUUUGUUGUGAGCAAAGUCUGGACAACGUACAAUACGCGAGUGGAGCUGGGAUUGGACAAGAGUCUGAAGUCUUUGGGCUUGGAUUACGUGGACUUGUUCCUAGUGCAUUGGCCAUUGUUGAUGAACCCGAACGGCAACGACGAUCGGUUCCCCAAACUUCCCAAUGGAGAGCGUGAUAUUAUCCGCAGCCACAACCACGUCGAUACGUGGAAGCAGAUGGAAGAGGUGCUCAAGACUGGCAAAACAAAGGCUAUCGGCGUCUGCAACUACAGCAAGCGCUACCUCGAGCAGCUCCUCCCCCACGCCACUGUUAUCCCAGCAGUCAAUCAGAUUGAGAACCACCCGGCGUUGCCCCAGCAAGAAAUUGUUGAUCUCUGUAAAGAAAAGGGCAUCCACAUCAUGGCGUACAGCCCAUUGGGUAGCACUGGCGGCCCUCUGUUCCGUGCCGAGCCGGUUGUUAAGAUUUCAGAGAAGCAUGGUGUUAAGCCUGCGACCGUUUUGCUGAGUUAUCACCUCCGUCGAGGAAGCACUGUCCUGGCCAAGUCAGUCACCCCUGAGAGAAUCAGGGAGAACCUGAACCUCAUUGAGCUGGAUGACGACGAUAUGAAGCUGCUAAAUGACUACUCGGACAAGUUAACCAAGGAGGGCAAGCUGCAGAGGUUUGUGUAUCCGCCAUUUGGUGUAGACUUUGGCUUCCCAGACAAGUCUUAA
Messenger RNA from Thermochaetoides thermophila DSM 1495, 933 nucleotides. Its product is annotated as reductase-like protein. The coding region runs from base 1 to 933 and encodes 310 amino acids. The transcript has 6 exons. Gene Ontology annotation, molecular function: aldose reductase (NADPH) activity. Gene Ontology annotation, cellular component: cytosol. NCBI's taxonomy places the organism in Eukaryota, Fungi, Ascomycota, Sordariomycetes, Sordariales, Chaetomiaceae. The record is from RefSeq and is a predicted model, not a curated record.